Molecule: messenger RNA, 2742 nt
Organism: Phoenix dactylifera (date palm)
Lineage: Eukaryota; Viridiplantae; Streptophyta; Magnoliopsida; Arecales; Arecaceae
Source: RefSeq, a predicted model, not a curated record
AGUACUGAGUAGGUGAUGGCUUGGUUUGUGUGGAGAGGGUUUAAUAUUUAGGUUCGUGACCUACGCAUGGUCCUUUCUGGUUUCUGGUGUGCGGACACAGACGGAGGUUUGGACUUUGGAAGUUGUCUUCUCUCUCUCUCCCCCCUUUGACGUGGUUGAUCUAUGACCUCCCUUUGGGUUAGAUUAAUUAGCAGCAAUGCCACAAAUGUCUCCAUCUUUUCUUCUUUGAGUUCUUCGUGUGUGUGAUUUUAGUGAAGGAGAGGCCUCUCAUAUGAUGCUCCUCUAUUAUGUGCAGCAAUAAAAAUCCCAGGGCAUGCUACGUUCUAGAGAGUUAGGCUUUGGAAUAAGAAGUCUGAUUUCAAUUUUGGAGGAGAAUGGAAAAAUGUCUUAAUUUCUUGAAAUUUAUUUUCGGCUCUUUUCUAGUAGUCAAAUUUUAUUGUCAUUUUAAUUUCGAUCAAGAAUCAAAUAUAUUAAAAAAUAUGGUUUCAAUUUUCAUUCUAAUUUAUUUUAAUUUUGAUUUCGGUCAUGAACUAAAGUUUGGAGAGAUCAAUCUUAUGCCUUUUCUAAACUAUUUUCACCCACCAACUAAUAGUGUUGUUAUAGAUUGCAUAAUCUAGAGGCCUACGGUAGGUUAGAAACCGGACAACAUAUUUAUUAUAAAGAAAAAAGAAAUUCUCAACACCUUAAUAGAGCUGCCAUUAUACCAUUCAUAUAAAACGAACCUUCCAUUUAACGGUUGGCGCCUAACCAGAGAGUUUAGUGUCCUAAAGGUCUAGAGCUUCAAAUUGCGAUGCAAGAGGAUGUUGGAUGGUGUCUAGAAGAUUCUGUUAAUGCUAGAUUCAAAAUUUUCAUAAGAAAGUAUGAAAUUCCUCUAAUUCCUCCUUUUAAGUAAUUUUUCAAACAUACUCUUUUGAGUUCCUGAUCUAAACCACCUUUUUUUGUUUUUUUUGUAACAAAAAAGCAAGGAUUCAAUUGACUGUGAGGCCCUAAAUGUCAAUUUUGUGAUUUGCAAUUCAUCGAAAAGGUUGACACAAAUAUCCUUCCUUAGACUUUAUAAAGUUAUGCAUGACAAUUUUAAUACGAAACGAUAGAAUUUAGGUGCAAAUCAAUUCUCAGUCCACAAUUUGAUGUCACUCCAUGAUCAAUCACUUCCCAAUCUUCAUUUUGACCAUUGUAUCACCGCCUUACAUUACUGCAACUUGCUUCAUAUCCAAGCCAUGGAGUAAGAAUCGUAGAACCACCAAAACCAGUAACACAAGAUAUAAUAUAAAAUUUCUAGCUAACACACUAGAUCAUAAAAUGACAAUCUAAUAGAGACGCAUUUGUCAAUUCUCUUGCUUCCGUAUCUAACUGGUCGAUUUCAAAAAUCUACGGUGAUAGAUUCCCACCGUCAACCAUACAAAGUCAGGCAAUCCUAAGGUUCCGUUAACAAGAAGUAAAAAAAAAAACAAAAACUUAGUUCUCUUGGAGACGACGUUUUUUUGACCAUAUUCGGCCAUUUCCAACUACAGCACCAGAUGACGUGGAAAUGUGGAAUUGAAAGAUUCACCAUCUUCCCUUCGCAUCCCGCGGUAUAUGCCGCAAUCUUUUUUUUUUAUUACGCUACCGUAUCAAUCUCUUUCUCUAUAUCUUUCUCUGCCUGGAGAAUCCACGACCUGCUUCUUUUUCCGCAGACGUCAAAUCGAAUUGCGUCGAGACUUAGGACGUAUUCCCCCGGUCGCAGCCUCUAAGUAAGCCGAGAUAGGAGGAAGAAGGUCGAAUGGAGGAAAUCUCGCAUUAGAGAAUCCCAUCCCAUCAGGUUCGGUCCCGCUAUCGUUUCUAGAAAGUCUCCCUUUUCUUAACGAGCUUCCCGGUGGAUGUCGGUCGGAUCGCGGCAAUCGCCGUAUUUUGAUCGAUUGAUUCGCCAGCAAUGGUUGAUUGUCGGAGCCUGAUCGAGUUCUGCAGAGCUUACCAGCAGCACCGGAUCAUGGCGGCGGCGAACUCCAGCAACCAAAACCACUCUCUCACGAAGGGGAGCAAGUCCUUGAGCCCACUGUCCCAUCCGUUCUGCGAGCACUCGCUUUUCGCUGUCAUCGACGUCGUGAUGCUGCUCCUGGUUCUCGGCGCCCUCGGUGUUCUCACCCUCCCGUGCUUCAAGUUCAUCUUCCAUGAAGCCUCCGAGCUUCUCCCUGCAACCUAUGACCUCAUCGGCGAUGCCAUUUACGAUGCCCCGGUCGGGUAUGCUGCCGCUGCCGUUGCCGCAUUCGUUCUGAUGUCCGUCACUGCGCUCGCCGUGUGGGAGAUUUUCGUCAGGCCGAGGAAAUGCGGGAAUCCUUACUGCAAAGGUCUCCGCAAGGCAGCUGAAUUCGACAUCCAGCUCGAGUCCGAGAAGUGUGUGAAGUGCUUGCCGCCUGUGCUGGAGGAGGUGUUGGGGGCUCGCCCGCUGGAUCUAGGAGAGGAUCGCAAGGAAUUGGAAGCUGCGCUCAAGAAGAUGGCCCCGACAAAUGGCCGUACUGUUCUUAUCCUUCGCGCACCUUGUGGAUGCCCGGAGGGCAGAAUGGAGGUUUGGGGGCCUAAGAAAGUUCGUAGAAUUAAGAAGUAGCCAGCUUAUAUUUCUUGCUUACCGAUAUUUGGUUCUUUCAUAGUAAUAAGCUGUAAACAUUGGAUUAUAAUAACAAUAUGCCAGUCGUUUAUCACCCAUAUUCCUGAUUUCCUUCAUGUUGAAUUUGAAUUAGUGGCUUCAAUAUGUCCUGAGAAUUGUUA